CUCGGGCCGCACCCGGGAGGGGUGCCCAGCUGGGCGUGUGCGCCCACCUGUUUCGGCGCGUUUCCCACGGCUGACUGGGCCGGGCUGGGGAGGCUUAGAGCCUGAGCGGGGGCGGCGACGGAGAGAAGGAGCCGCGGGACGGAGGGCCGCGGGCCAGGACCGAGGAUUGACGCGCCCUGAGCGGGGGGGGCAGGGCGUUGGCCCGGGUGUGGAUCCCCUCGCACUGUACGCCCCGCCCGCCGUCAGCGCGCACUCUCCGUCGCGUUUCCCAGCUGGGCGCGCCCUCCGCUCAAGCGUCGGUCAGACCCGCGUCCGCCCCGCCCUUGCCCCCCCGUGGGCGUUCCGAGGCCAGCUCCAGCCGCCGCGCUCCGAGCCGCAUACUGUCCGGGCCCCCGGCCUCCCCGGCUCCGCCCGACUUCGGUGCAUUGAGGGCGCACAUGGCAGCGGUGGGGCCGCGGACCGGCCCUGGCGCCGGGGCCGACGCGCUGGCACUGGCGGCAGAGCUGCAGGGGGAGGCGACGUGCUCCAUAUGCCUGGAGCUCUUCCGCGAGCCCGUGUCCGUCGAGUGCGGCCACAGCUUCUGCCGUGCCUGCAUCGCGCGCUGCUGGGAGCGCCCCGGCGUGGCGGCCCCCGCUGCUCCCCGCGCGUUGCCCUGCCCCCUGCCCUGCCCGCAGUGCCGCGAGCCCGCGCGCCCCAGCCAACUGCGGCCCAACCGGCAGCUGGCAGCGGUGGCCGCGCUGCUGCGGCGCUUCAGCCUCCCCGCGGGCGCGCUAGGGCAGCGCGAGCCUACGCGGGCGGCGGCAGGAUGCGCACUGCACGGCGAACCGCUCAAGCUCUACUGCCAGGACGACGGACGCGCCAUUUGCGUGGUGUGCGACCGCGCCCGCGAGCACCGCGCACACGCAGUGUUGCCGCUCGACGAGGCGGUGCAGGAGGCCAAGGUGAGCGCCGGCGCCACCCCAGCCGGUCCCCGGGUACCCCAGUUCCGGCCCCGCCUUGCGACGCACGCAAUACAGACGACAGGCAGGCAGGCGCUCCGGAGCUCCUGGAAUCCAGGCUGGAGGUCUUGAAGAAGGAUCUAGAGGACUAUGAGGUGUUUCGUUCCACUGAAGAGUGGGAGAGCAAGGAGCUCCUGAAACAGAUGGCAGCCGAGCGAGAGAAGGUGAGUGUGGAAUUCCAGGCACUGAGGGCCUUCCUGGUAGAGCAGGAGGGUCGGCUCCUGGGCCGUCUGGAGGAGCUUUCCCUGGAGGUGACACAGAAGCAGAAUGAGAACCUGGCCCAGCUCGGGGGAGAGAUCACCCAGCUCUCCAAGCUCAGCAGCCAGAUUCAGGAGACAGCUUGCAAGCCUGACCUCGACUUUCUCCAGGAUUUCAAAAACACACUAAGCAGGUGCAGCAACGUGCCUGGCCCCAAGCCAACCACAGUCUCUUCUGAGAUGAAAAAUAAAGUCUGGAAUGUUUCCCUCAAGACCUUUGUCUUAAAGGGGUUGCUCAAGAAGUUCAAAGAGGAUCUUCUGGGAGAGCUGGAGAAGGAGGAGAAAGUGGAGCUGACCUUGGACCCCAACACAGCCAACCCCCGGCUCAUCCUCUCUCUGGAUCUUAAGAGCGUGCGCCUCGGACAGCGCCCCCAGGAACUGCCCAGCCACCCGCGCCGCUUCGAUACCAACACGCGGGUCCUGGCGUCCUGCGGCUUCUCCUCCGGGCGGCACCACUGGGAGGUGGAAGUGGGCUCCAAGGACGGCUGGGCCUUCGGAGUGGCCCGUGAGAGUGUGCGCCGCAAGGGCCUCACGCCCUUCACCCCCGACGAGGGCGUCUGGGCGCUGCAGCUCAACAGCGGGCAGUACUGGGCAGUGACCAGCCCUGAACGGACGCCGCUCAGCUGCGGGCACCUGUCCCGCGUGCGGGUGGCCCUGGACCUAGAGGUGGGGGCCGUGUCCUUCUACGCCGUGGAGGACAUGCGCCACCUCUACACCUUCCGCGUCAAUUUCCAGGAGCGCGUGUUCCCGCUUUUCUCCGUCUGCUCUACUGGCACCUACUUGCGAAUCUGGCCUUGAAAGGCAUUGCCGGGCCUCCUAUAGGGCACCAGUCAGCGGCGACUCCUCCUUGUCCUGGCUGCCCUGGGAAGGAAUGUCACCCUCCGGCUGGGCCUCCUGUGCACUUUGGGUCUGGUGUCCACUCUUCUGCCCCAUGCUGCCCCCAAGGGGCUUUUGCAGACUACACCAUUGGAAGCUUGAGAGUGGGCAGUUGGGAGAAAGGGCUCUGUGGUUAACUGAGCAGGGGAAGAGAUGCCUUGGACCCUCAGGCCUGUCCCCUGCCUGUUGUUGACAUUUGGGCUUGGCCUGAGCUGUGAGGAGGUAGUGGCAGAUGAGGACCCAUCUCAGCUGUUGGCAGAAUUGCUUUCUAUCCCUGGGGCUGUGGCCCCAACUCUGCAGGGCUUCUGGUUUCCUGGAGCAACACCAAGCCCUGGUGCUGGGCUGUCCUCACUGGCAAGGGCGCAGGUUCAGGCCUAGCCACCAGGUUCUUUUCUGCCUUCUUGUCAGCUGCCCACUCUGCCUUCAUAGCCCCGGAUCCAGCUGGCCUGAGGAGGUCAUCUCCUCAAGCUUUACUCACAGCUCAGAGAGUAUGGGCCAGAACUUGAAGACCUUUGACCUGUACAUGAGAGAAAGGUCCAGGACACAGUGUGUAGGCAUGGCUGCCCUCCAGUACCCCUCCACGUGAUGAUACAGUCAUUUGUAUCUCCUUGGCCACAGUGACAGCCACAUAUUCUCACAAUGCCUAAAUCCCUUUCACAUGCCAAAGGACAGUCUUCCUUGGGCAAGGAGACCAAAGGUUCUGGAAUUCUGAAACACCAAUUUUACAGAUGCAACUACCACCAGCAUGGAAAUGCACAGAGCACAAACAUGCAUCUUACAGACUUUUCUGGAACGUGCCAAAUGUGUGUCAACAGCAGAGGACCCUGGUGCCAAGGCCUGCUCAGCCUGUGCCCCAUGGGUUAUCCCUUGGCUAAUUGUUCUCCAGCUUCUGUAUGGUUGGGCUUCCAGAAAGUGGUGGCAGACUGUCCCUUGCUUAGCGCUCCCCAGGAAAGGGGGGUGGGGAAAUGGAAAUACAGACUGUCAGCUCAUU
Messenger RNA from Manis javanica (Malayan pangolin), 3122 nucleotides. RefSeq names its product tripartite motif containing 7 (gene TRIM7). Gene Ontology annotation, molecular function: zinc ion binding; protein binding. The record is from RefSeq and is a predicted model, not a curated record. Lineage: Eukaryota; Metazoa; Chordata; Mammalia; Pholidota; Manidae.